Molecule: messenger RNA, 723 nt
Organism: Fusarium proliferatum ET1
Lineage: Eukaryota; Fungi; Ascomycota; Sordariomycetes; Hypocreales; Nectriaceae
Exons: 3
Coding region: 1-723 (240 amino acids)
Source: RefSeq, a predicted model, not a curated record
AUGGGGUUUGUUAUCACGCCUGCUCUUGUCUUGUUGAAGCCUAUCACCGGCCAAGUGUUCACUCACUCACGUACCCCUCACAAAAAUGCCGAAGGUAAUUCUUGCAUAUCCCCGAAAACUCGAACGCCAUCAGAGUUCGACGUGAUGCGAGGAUACCACUGGACACAGCCGAUUUCACAAGACAACGCACACUCGUGCGCGAACACAAUGCGAUAUUGCUUGUUCCUUAUUGCUAAUUCGCCCCUGGCAAAAGAAAGGGGCUUUGCUUCAGAGCGGAUGAAAGACAAUGGUCCUGUAAGCUGGGUGCUGAUCGAGAUAGACAAGGACAUGAACAAGAGCGCGUCUGAUCAGAAGAGGCUCGCGACAGUCAGUUCCUCUUCGCGAGUUAGAAUGAAAGGCCAGACAAGGGGCGGGACUCGGGAGCGUGCCCCCAGACUGGAACACAGAGUUCCAGGAGCACGGAGCUUUUCAACCAGCAGCAUGGAGCAUGGGGCUUCAAGCUUGGCUCUGGUAUCCAAUCUCAGCUUAAUUCUAAUAAAUCUACUCCGUAAGAUAUCAAUCAAGAUCGAGACAGUAUUCGGGUUUAGUCAGGGAACUGAAAACGGAUCCAGUCGCGAGAUUUCCAAGAUUGAGGGUGGUGAAGGAAUUAUUGCUGUUGUCAAUGAGCUUGACGAGGCCACUCCUUGCGUCAUCACAGAAAGAUGCGCCAAUUGGAUUGGAUGA